UGUCGCAGCAGCAGCAGAAGAACAACUUGUCUGCUCCAGCACCAACAGCAGCUCAUUAACACCCUUAUGUCGAGCUUUUUUUCUCCACUGGAAAUGCUCUUAUUUUUCCGGACAGCACAAACCCACGACCAUUGUGGAGUGUUUGUUGCCGCCGUGGAAUAAUAAAUAACGGCUUCUGCUGCUGCUGUAUCACGGGCAUCCGUCACACAGGCUGAGGCGCGACUGAUAACUGCCUGCUCCGCCCGGCGCCGGGAGCCACAAACCCGGCCGCUGGGAGCUGGACGGGUCGGGAGGCUAGCUAACUGGCUUUAGCCAGGAAGAGCCCGUCCAUCCCCUAACACGUCGCUGCCUUGACGACACCUAAAAAGGGUUCAGUGACACUGAAGACGGACUGAAGAAUAAAGGGUGGACAUGUCCCAUCAUCGGAGUAAGAGGAUUUCUUCCUGAGGUUGUGCUCUGGAGCUGAACUGUGCGACUGAGCUGGGAGACGGAGGAAGAUGCCUCCCAGGCCGUCCUCUGGGGAGCUAUGGGGCAUCCACUUGAUGCCACCCAGGAUUCUGGUGGAUUGUCUUUUGCCCAACGGCAUGAUUCUGACCCUGGAGUGUCUCCGUGAAGCCACGCUCAUCACCAUAAAACAUGAGCUAUUCAAAGAGGCCAGGAAAUAUCCGCUCCAUCACCUUCUGCAGGAGGAGACGUCCUACAUAUUUGUCAGUGUUACGCAGGAAGCAGAGCGGGAGGAGUUCUAUGAUGAAACUCGGAGGCUCUGUGAUCUUCGCCUCUUCCAGCCCUUCCUCAAGGUCAUUGAGCCAGUUGGCAACAGGGAAGAGAAGAUCCUCAACAGAGAGAUAGGUUUUGCCAUUGGGAUGCCUGUGUGUGAGUUUGACCUUGUGAAGGAUCCCGAGGUUCAGGACUUCAGGAGAAACAUCCUGAAUGUCUGUAAGGACUCUGUGGAGCUCAGAGACGCCAGCGGGCCACACAGCAGAGCACUGUAUGUUUACCCACCCAAUGUAGAAUCCACACAGGAACUUCCCAAACACAUCUAUAGCAAACUAGACAAAGGUCAGAUUAUUGUCGUGAUAUGGGUGAUUGUUUCGCCCAACAAUGACAAACAAAAGUAUACACUGAAGAUCAACCACGACUGUGUGCCUGAACAGGUGAUUGCAGAGGCUAUUCGUAAGAAGACACGCAGCAUGCUGUUGUCUCCAGAGCAGCUGAAGAUGUGUGUCCAGGAGUACCAGGGUAAAUACAUCCUCAAAGUCUGUGGCUGUGAUGAGUACCUGCUGGAGAAGUUCCCAAUCAGUCAGUAUAAGUAUAUCCGCAGUUGCAUCAUGCUGACGAGGAUGCCUAACCUGAUGCUAAUGGCCAAGGACAGCCUUUACACUCAGUUGCCUACAGAUAACUUUGUCAUGCCGUCAUAUUCUCGACGCAUCUCCACGGCAACGUCUUACAUGAACGGAGAGGCAGCGUCCAAGUCGCUGUGGACCAUCAACGGAACUCUGCGAAUACGAAUCCUGUGUGCCACUUAUGUCAACGUUAAUAUACGGGACAUUGACAAGAUAUACGUGAGGACAGGCAUUUACCAUGGAGGAGAACAAAUGUGUGACAAUGUGAACACUCAGAGAGUACCCUGCUCUAAUCCCAGGUGGAAUGAGUGGCUCACCUAUGACAUGUACAUCCCAGACAUCCCUCGUGCAGCUCGACUCUGCUUAUCCAUUUGCUCGGUCAAGGGCAGAAAGGGAGCGAAGGAGGAGCACUGUCCAUUAGCGUGGGGAAAUAUCAACUUGUUUGACUACACUCACACUCUAGUGGCCAACAAGAUGGCUCUGAACCUCUGGCCCGUCCCUCAUGGCCUUGAAGACCUUCUCAACCCCAUAGGAGUCACUGGAUCCAACCCCAACAAGGAAACUCCAUGUCUGGAGCUGGAGUUUGACCACUUCAGCAGCCCAGUCAAAUACCCGGAUAUGAAUGCAGUAGAAGAUCAUGCAAACUGGACCAUCUCGAGAGAACUGGGAUUCAGCUUCAACCUCUCUGGACAGAGCAAUCGUGUAGCCAGAGAUCACGCACUGACAGAGAGCGACACUGAGCAGCUGAGGCAGCUGAGUAACAGAGACCCUCUGUCUGAAAUCACUGAGCAGGAGAAAGACUUCCUCUGGAGACACAGGCACUACUGUAUGAACAUCCCUGAGAUCCUUCCAAAGAUCCUUCUUGCUGUCAAAUGGAACUCCAGAGAUGAAGUAGCACAGAUGUACUGCCUGUUAAAGGAGUGGCCAUCCAUCCGUCCUGAGCAGGCCAUGGAGCUGUUAGACUGUAACUAUCCAGACCCCAUGGUCAGACACUUUGCUGUACGCUGCCUUGAAAAAUACCUGACUGACGACAAACUGUCUCAGUACCUGAUUCAGCUUGUACAGGUAUUAAAAUAUGAGCAAUAUCUUGACAAUCCUCUGGCCCGAUUCCUUCUCAAAAAGGCACUAACCAAUCAAAGGAUAGGACAUUUCUUCUUCUGGCAUCUCAAGUCAGAAAUGCACAAUAAAACAGUGAGCCAGAGGUUUGGGCUGCUGUUAGAGGCUUACUGCAGGGCUUGUGGCAUGUACCUCAAACACCUGAGCAGGCAGGUAGAGGCCAUGGAGAAGCUCAUAAACCUCACUGACAUCCUUAAGCAGGAGAAGAAGGAUGAGACGCAGAAGGUCCAGAUGAGGUUCCUUGUGGACCAGAUGAAGAGACCAGACUACAUGGAUGCGUUGCAGAACUUCACUUCUCCUCUCAACCCCGCGCACCAACUGGGAAACCUGAGGUUAGAUGAAUGCAGGAUCAUGUCGUCAGCAAAGAGGCCGCUGUGGCUGAACUGGGAGAAUCCUGACAUCAUGUCCGAACUCCUCUUUCAGAACAAUGAAAUAAUCUUCAAAAAUGGAGAUGACUUGCGGCAGGAUAUGCUGACGUUGCAGAUUAUCAAAAUCAUGGAGAAUAUUUGGCAGAAUCAAGGACUGGACCUGCGGAUGCUUCCCUAUGGCUGUCUGUCAUUAGGAGACUGUGUGGGUCUCAUUGAGGUUGUCCGGAGCUCCCACACUAUCAUGCAGAUCCAGUGUAAAGGAGGCUUGAAGGGAGCUUUGCAGUUCAACUCAAACACUCUGCAUCAGUGGCUCAGGGACAAAAACAAGGGCGAGAUGUAUGACAUGGCUGUGGAUCUGUUUACGAGGUCCUGUGCUGGCUACUGCGUAGCUACAUUUAUCCUCGGGAUAGGAGACAGGCACAACAGCAACAUUAUGGUCAAAGACGAUGGUCAGCUGUUUCAUAUAGAUUUUGGCCAUUUCCUUGAUCAUAAGAAGAAGAAAUUUGGAUACAAGAGAGAGCGAGUGCCCUUUGUCCUGACGCAAGACUUCCUCAUCGUCAUCAGCAAGGGAUCCCAGGAGUGCACAAAGACCAAAGAGUUUGAGCGGUUCCAGGAGAUGUGUUACAAAGCCUACCUGGCCAUCCGGCAGCAUGCUAACCUCUUCAUCAACCUCUUCUCCAUGAUGCUGGGCUCUGGUAUGCCUGAGCUGCAGUCAUUUGACGACAUUGCCUACAUCAGAAAGACUCUGGCCUUGGAGAAGAGUGAGCAGGAGGCUUUGGACUAUUUCAUGAAACAGAUGAACGAUGCUCACCAUGGAGGAUGGACCACUAAGAUGGACUGGAUAUUCCACACAAUUAGACAACAUGCACUAAACUGAUCUCCUGCACACGGAGUAUUAACUCC
Messenger RNA from Solea solea (common sole), 3730 nucleotides. It is a transcript of the gene pik3ca, whose product is annotated as phosphatidylinositol-4,5-bisphosphate 3-kinase, catalytic subunit alpha. The record is from RefSeq and is a predicted model, not a curated record. Gene Ontology annotation, biological process: cell migration; phosphatidylinositol-3-phosphate biosynthetic process; phosphatidylinositol-mediated signaling. Lineage: Eukaryota; Metazoa; Chordata; Actinopteri; Pleuronectiformes; Soleidae. Gene Ontology annotation, molecular function: 1-phosphatidylinositol-4-phosphate 3-kinase activity; 1-phosphatidylinositol-3-kinase activity. The transcript is spliced from 26 exons. Gene Ontology annotation, cellular component: cytoplasm; phosphatidylinositol 3-kinase complex, class IB; plasma membrane. The coding region runs from base 498 to 3704 and encodes 1068 amino acids.